AUGAAGUACUUAGAGAUGUUACUAUGUCACAAUUCAAUCGCUCAAGGAUAUUUAUCGACAGAGCAGAAUGAAGAAUUCGACGAGAUUAAUGCAGAUGUACGAAAAACAACGGACUGUGAGGUAGAUGAACAAGAUACUUUAGGAGGCAGUCAGACAAAGAAGGUUUACAUAGCCGGCUCUGAUGAUAAGCUUUACAAAUUUAUCAACGAACUCGUCCAAAACAAGGUGAAAAAUGAACUUACAGUGUAUUUCUAUUUCUACAAACAUAAAAAAUUUAGUUACAUAAGCAGCUUUCCGACGUCUUUUGACAGUUUAAAAUCGGUAUUGUGUAAAUACGCCCAUUAUUUUUACGAAAAUAAAACAGCGGAUAUAAAUAGUAUAGAACAGUUUGUAGAUAACUUAAUUGUGCUAUCACGUACUAAAGGAAAGCGUUUUGUUGGUGCAAGCCGAAAUAAAGACCAUCCUAUUAAUAUAAGUGAUGAAGAUGAUUAUAGAAUUUACACUAAAAAUAAGGGCUACUAUGAAUUUGACGUGCCGGAGACACAGCAUUAUAAAGGUAAAGAUAUUAACGUUGAAACGGUAAACGUCGGAAACUAUAAUGAUUUCGAUAGUAAAUUGGAUACAGAAGACUUAGAUUCACAGCACACUAACAAGCAGAAUGAUAUUUUUCCUACUGUCCAUAAGAACAUCAUUGAUGAUACUGAGGUCAUUCAAAAUGAUAAAACUAGAUUAAACAUCAAGAAUUCGAAUUCAGAUGCUAUGAACACUGGCAUUUAUGAGUUUGAUAUAACAGGUGGUGAAAAGUACAAACAAAAAGAUAUAAUUUUUGAUACUAACUAUAUAAGUGGGGGAAUGGAUGGUGAUAAGUAUAACGAUAAUAAUGAUUACGAUGUAAUUACUAACAAGAACAAUGAUGCUUAUGAAUUCAAUGUACCUAAUAGUAAAAACUAUAAAGGAAAUAAUAUAAUCGUUGAUAUAGUAGAACCAGAGAGCUACUUAGACAAGCAAGGUGAAGAAAACAUUGUAACAGGUUAUAAAAUACCUCCAACUACAUAUGGUAUGAGCGAUGUUAAUAAUAGAGCUGGAAUAGAUAGCUUACCGACGCAACUCUAUGAUACUGGAGGUUUAGGUAAAACAGAUAAAGAAUAUGAAUUUAACGCUCCUUGUAGCAAUUAUAAACAAAAAGAUAUAAAUGUUGAUAUUUUUAAAAGUAAUCUAAACAAUAAUGAAAUUUUAAGUAACCAAAAUACUGGCUAUAAUGAAUUUGAUGUCCAAAGCCCAAGUUAUAAAGGAAAGGAUAUAAAUGUUGACAUUUUAAAUGGUUUUCCUAGGCAAGAAGAUAAUUUUAGAAACAAGCUAGUUGAACCUGUAAGACAUUUGUAUAAAGAUGCCCACAUAUCUUCUUACUUUAAAGGCGAUGCCACAAAUCGUGGUUAUGCGUUAGAUACAAAUUUAAAUGAACUAAGUUCUCUAAUAAAUAAAAAUUCACCACAAAGUGAAAGCGAUGGAACUUUAAUAGAAUAUCCAGCUACAUCAACAAAACAGGAAUUAACUCUAUCAAAUGGUAAUGCGAUAGAUAAUGAACCACUUCAGACAGAAAUUGGUUCAUAUGCGCCAUAUAGUGCACAAGUAAAUGUUCCACACGAAAAUACAUACCCAAUAAGAGAGGAUUAUGACGGAUCAACAUUGAAAAAUGAACUAAGAGAUGGUAUGGAUACAAAUAUCAAGGAAUUUAUUCCUUAUUAUUCUAGCUCUGAUGUACUAGAUACAGAAAAACCAACCUUAGUAAAUAAAAAUACUGUAACGAAUAAAGGAGAAUAUACAAUGCAAGACUUGCCAUGUCAUACACAUUUAGGUGAACAGCCGAACGAUCACACGCAUAGAACGGUUUAUUGGCCUAAGGGACAUUUUCAUUUGACCUAUCAUCUAGACGAACCCUACUCAACUAUUUGUGAGAAGAGUGAUACUAUGGACAAUACUGAUUUGAAAAUUCCAUGUAGCAAUUAUUAUAUACCAGACUCUUACUCAUUUAGAAAAAAUAAACUUAAUUCCAUCCCAUAUUUAGGAGGAAAGACUUAUGGCUAUAAUGAAUAUUCUAUUAAAAAUCCUCCUUGGCCAAAUAAUAUCGAUAUUAAUCUCGCUCACAUGAAUCAAAGAAAACAAGCACUUAGUGAUUUAAAAACGCAGCCUCUUCGAACGAGUGAAAGUUUUGUUGGAAAUUUACGUGACCGUUUUGAAAGUGAUCUUCCUGAAAUUGACAAACACAGGUAUUCCUUUCGUGGUCCUCCCUAUUCUAAUAAUUAUUUAUCAGAUUACAAGGGAAACUAUGGAAGAAAACCUUUCAGGUUACAAUCACAACCUUGUUCGAAGAACUACAAUCAUCAAGUAAUGAAAGCAAAACAUGAUUUAAAUGACUUACAUCAAGGACAAGCAUAUUAUUCACAAUAUGAGGGAAUUUACGAUAAUAAUUCUCAACAGAAGAAUAUGUUUAGGAAUUUACAUAAAUCAUCAUAUGGUGUUAUGUCGGAUAAAACGAAUAUGUAUAAACCGAAAAAUCCCUUUCACGUGUGUAAUAAAAUACCCUGUCAGAGAAAUGUGCACACUGUUCCUAUCUGUACAGCCAAAAAUAUUAUUGCUACACCUAACUCAUAUAUACCAGUAAGUAAACCAUCGUCUUUACAAAUACCAGACAGCACAUUUGAUAAAUUAAAAUAUUCUCUUUAUCCUACGCAGAUGACGUAUGAUCAAUCUUAUUCAACAAAUACCCAAGACUUAUACAAGAGUCAUAUUCACUCCCCGAUACCUAGAUCAAGUCUAAAAUCUUACAUAACAUCUUAUCAAUCCGAUAAAUCUAAGAUACCAAUACAACAAAGUAAUAGAUACCAUUCGAAUUAUUUUGAUACCUAUGAAGUGCCCAGAAUAUGGGGCUUGCAAAAGAUGCUUCCAAAUUCCUUUAACCAUCAAUUAUAUUCAGGCUAUAGCAACGAUUUUGGUAAAAACCAAAUGUAUCUACCUACUAUAAAUGUCAGUAAUAACAUUAAAAGCAAACAAACGCAGUCUUAUGAUCAAAUCCCUAAUAGUUUGAAUAUAUCCCCUUAUAUGAGUGAUGCUGAUCAGAAAUCUCAUUUACCGUGUUAUAAUGAAAUAUUAGCUGAUUUCCAAUCCAAUUCUCCUUCUAUAGAAUACCAACAAAAUCCUCUUUACGAACUUCAUAAUUAUAUCGGCAAACCUUGCCACGCCAUUAUGGGAAAUCUACCUUAUAAAGUCCAAGCUAAUAGCUUUCAAGGAUGGAAAGCUACCGUCUUAAGUCAACAGCCUUGUCAUAACUAUUUACCUAGUUUCACUCAAAAAUUACCUCGCUUCAGCAGUCCUUCAAACUACCAUAAUACAAAUUUACCACAACAAACCAAUACACCAUGUUUCCGUAGCUAUGAACCUUGUGUUCAGCUUGAAAGACCUCAGUCAGAGACAGAAAGAGGCGUAUCCCAAAAGAAUGCGUACUCAUACAACACUCCUCUAAAAGUUAGACAAAAUCUACCUUACAGCACUUACACAAAACCGUUUAUGGUAAACUCAAAAAUUUGUACUCCUAAUUUUAAUCCAGCUAUUACGGACAUAAUACCACAAAAAGAUAAUACAUUUAUCAAUCAACCUUUAAUAACUACACCCGUUAGAUAUGAUACAGACAUUCCAAAAUCGAUAUGUCCUCUCGCAAAAGUAAAUAUGCAAAAUAAGCUUGCACUAUGGAACAGGAAUGAUAUAUCUAGAAGUAUUUUCGCAGAUGAUUUUAUAUGCAAGGAUAAGCUUAGAGAAUCCUACGGAAGUUUUACACCAUUUUUUCCGCCUUACGCCUUAAAUCCAAUACAGUGGCACGAAUCAAAAAAAGAUAUAAAGAGUAAUGUGGUCGCAGAUAAUUUAGACAACACAUUUACAUCUAUGUAUGUACCUAGUUCUUUAAGUUAUCCACAAUCCUACUCCAAUAAUAUUGCAUAUAAUCCUUAUAUUUAUAGUCCAAAUCCCUCGUUACAGGAAAUAUCAUAUCAAAAUCGUAAAUCAACGCUAUUUAAACCAACUGUUGAUGUCACUAGACCUGAAAAUAUAAGUCCUUUGACGUCACUAUCAUCUCAUUUUAUCACGGAACCGAAAUUAAGUACAUCUCCAUUGAUGGUCGCAAAACCUUCUAUACCUUGUACGUACUCACAAAACACAAUAGCUGAUGCACAACUAGAAGAACCAUGUAAUUACAAUAUUAAGAAACCUAGCUACACCACAACAUCAUAUAAUAUUAUCUUAAACAAAGAUAUUCGAAGCGAAACUUUAAAACAACAAAACGCUAACAAAUUCCAUCAGAGUUCACGAAAGCCAAUUAAAAAUCUAUAUACACUCAUCAAUAGUAAACCAGGUCAAUUCGCUUCAUUUAAAACUUCACAUCCAAAUCUCCCGUGCGACAAUUAUCUAUCACAAUUUGAACCUUUAGUUUACAAAUAUGGGCAGGGUAUGCUUCCAAUACGAAACCGCCAAGAUUAUUUACCUUUUAAAUACAAUUCAGAAAAAGAAAAAAGUAGUUUCUAUAAGCCAGGUGUCACAUAUAAUACUAGAAUAAAUCAAAUUGCAGGUACAAAAAUAUGCCCGUUUUCUGGUCUAGGAGAAAAUAUACCAUACUCUCCAAGUUUUCAAAACGUUAUUGGAACAAUUGAUGUUGACAAUGAGCCUCAGUCUUCCACAUAUUUCGGUCCAAGUUCUGGUCAUCAUUUAAACCAACACCCAUGUUAUGAACAAGCUUAUUCCGUAAAACCUUAUAAGCCCUUCUACAAUAGAAAUCCUUAUAUACAAGAUAGUUUUGAUUUGACUGGCAAACCAACAAUGAGUCUGUACCCUCAACCAGCAUUAAUAGAUUCUACAAUACCCAGUGUUUCCAAUAAUUAUUUAAGGAAAACAUGUCAAAAUUCAAUCAAUCUUUCCAGAUUUGACUAUCUUUCAAAUGGACCAAAAAUUUUUACUGACCCUAAGCAAGUAAGCAAAUAUAGUGCUCAUUAUCCUAGUAUCGACAAUUAUCUAAAUCCAUUUUCUUUAAAUUCUAAGUCAACUUACAAUUCUCUACAAGAAUCGUAUUUACCUAGCAACUAUUACGACGUUAAUUUUCCAAAUACUGAUAAUGACAACAAUUAUUUAAAUUCUUACUUGGCACUAGGUACAAACAAGCCUUGCAUACAUAUAAUGUCUAAUAAACCAGGGUUAUAUAAUAAACAAGUAAACGAAGAUACAUUCAAUCCAUCGAUAUGUGAUUAUAGUAGUGCGAAAUAUAAAGAAAAUAUUCCAAAACUAACAAUUAAUAAUAUCAAAGAAAUAUUCAAAAGUAAACUUAACAAUGCAAUACCGACAGCGCUACCUACAAAAUAUUUCGAUGAUAAUUUCAAUGAUCCAAAUGUGCAUGCGCAGGAUACAAUAAAGAUUGAUUUAGGUGAUAUAGCUGUAGCGAAAUACGACGAUAAAAACAGAUACAUGAUUAAAACUGAUAAUCCAAAAAUCGAUUUGAUUGUCUGGAAGUCUAAAGUUAAAACGCUAAAUGCGAAAUUAAUUAUUAAUGUUAAAGAUAUGCCUGUGGUUAAUUUUAUGCCGGUAGUAAGAGAUAUGAGCAUAGACGACGGUUAUAAUAUAGCUAAGGAUUAUGUUAAAAGGUUUUUCGGAGAGCCCAUGAUUGUAAAUGGACGAUAUACGGCAUACGAUCCGUACGCGGUUGUGCUCAAUAGUAAGAAUAGUUACGUUUUGUGGCCUGCGAUUUGUAACUGUGGUUGUAAGGUAUGUGGUUGUAAAUGUGGACAAUAA
Molecule: messenger RNA, 5826 nt
Organism: Leptosia nina
Lineage: Eukaryota; Metazoa; Arthropoda; Insecta; Lepidoptera; Pieridae
Source: the annotation of a GenBank genome assembly